GUCGCCAAUUUACAUAUUGCCGAAAUUUCUCAAAGACACAGAAAGAAACAGAAGUCUAGUUCUGGACUGGUUCCACUGGUCGAACUACGACUGCAAACGCAACCUGCACCAUGCUUGGAGCUCUGUUCAAGAUCUAAUAUAUCCACUUUCACUGCGUGUCACCAACGCAAAUUGUACAGCCGACGUCAAGUAAAAUUGGAAUAAAAUCAUGUGUAAAGAAAUAUCCACGUUACACAAUUCAAGCAUUGAAACAAUGAGAAAAUACUCACCAUUCUGCGCCAGCGUCUCGAUUUCACAUUUUAUCUGAACUAAAAAUUAUAAGUAACGAGAACUGAAAUCUACACAAAUGUUAAUGAAUACCCCACAAACUGUCAAGAUUAGUUAUUCAAUUUAAAACUAAGGCAAAAUUUACAAGGAUCAAAAUUAUUGCAUACUAAAAAAAAACAAAGGCUUUUCACAGACUGCCUGAUUUUCUAGCCGUUCUGUUCGCUGCUUUUUUUGCGAUAUGAUGAGUGUCAUGAGUAUGAGUGACGUACUCUGGCAGUUUAUCGAUAAUCGGUACUAUCGAUAUCCUAAAAAACUUGAUCAGAAGUGUUUUCUUAUUCCUUACGGGUUUAGCAAUUAAAAUACUUACCUGUAUUGCUCAAAACUUCAAAUUAGUUUUUUUUUGUUUUUGCAUUUUACGUUCAUACUACAUCAACAGAACCAAUCAACAGUAAUGUUAAAAACCGGUUUUCACACAUUUCAACACUUACCUAUAGUUCCACCUCGUCAAACUCUCGAACUGAAAGCCAAUGAUAUUCGUAAUUUUGCUGUAGUACUUACGUGAACGAUUCGUAAAUUAAUUGUGCGCUGCGCAUCAUUAUACUUUUGUUAUCGGUAAACAGAAGCAACUGUAAGCCAAAAUACGUGUUGCGACACUAAAAUGUUUUGGACAGUCAUUCUUGAUCUUUAAAAUAACUUAAACCAUCCUGCCUCCACACAAAUAGUUCGUUGGAUAUCAGUAAUCAUACAAAUUCCACAAUGAAAGUUACAAUAACCACUUUAAAUGACGAACUUUUCGUCUUGCAAGUGUCUGAAGAGUUGGAGCUAGAGAACUUCAAAGCUUUUUGUGAGAUUGAAUCCGGUUUUCCUGCAAGUGAAAUCAUUCUGCACUUAAAUGGGACACCGCUACUUGACGACAAAAAGUCACUGAAAGCCCUCGGAGUAAAUGAUGGAGACGUAAUCGUAUUGAUCCAUCUGGUCCCUUCGGGCUCCAAUCUCCACGCUAAUGAUGCCAGCCAGGCAUUACCAACUGGGUUAGAUACUCUCGAUUUUAGCAACAUCCAAGUUCCUCCAGAGGCAAGCACAUCACACAUGGCGUCAAGAACCCCCCAGCCUGUGGAGGAAGAUCCACGUAUUAUCAGGGAGAUGUUCCUGGCCAAUCCAGAUCAACUUGCUCUUCUAAAACAAAACAACCCAAGACUAGCAGAUGCCCUCUUGAGUGGCAAUCUUGAUACUUUUGCCUCUGUAUUAAGGGAGCAAAUAGCUGCUAGGACGGAGCGACAGCAACAAAGAAUUAGGAUGAUGAACUCUGACCCUUUUGACACAGAGGCUCAGAGGAUGAUUGCUGAAGAGAUCAGACAAAAGAAUAUAGAAGCCAAUAUGGAGGCAGCGAUGGAGUACAAUCCAGAGACAUUUGGGACUGUUGUGAUGUUGUAUAUCAAUUGUCAUGUCAAUGGAUUUCCUGUAAAGGCAUUCAUAGAUUCAGGGGCCCAAACUACCAUUAUGUCUGCGGCCUGCGCUGAGAGGUGUAACAUUAUGCGAUUGGUAGAUACUAGGUGGGCAGGUAUAGCAAAAGGUGUUGGUGUUCAAAGAAUCAUUGGGCGUAUCCACAUGGUGCAGAUGCGGAUUGAAAAAGAUUUCUUGACGACUUCUUUUUCUGUGUUGGAAGAACAACCUAUGGACAUGUUACUGGGACUCGAUAUGCUUAAAAGACAUCAGUGCAACAUAGAUUUGAAAAGAAAUGUACUACGCAUUGGAACUACAGGAACAGAAACCCCAUUCUUGCCAGAAUCAGAACUCCCAGAGUGUGCACGACUUUCUGGUUAUUCAGAAGAUGAAAUUGUCAACCAGUCAGCGCGAGAACAUGAAGAAAAACAGAUGAAAGAGGCACUGGAAAAAUCAAAGCAAGAAGCUGCUAAUAUGGUGGCCUCAAGAUCUGGCUCAACGUCUGGUAUCCAGGGGAUCUCAACUUCUACUCAAAGAGUUGGACUUGGCGAUCCCAGUCAGACUAUUCUGCCAACAGACGCGUUCGGAGAAUCGGAGGUCGAAGAAAUCGUCGCGCUGGGCUUCACUAGAGAGCAGGCCAUUGUAGAGCUUAGACGUUUCAACGGCGACAAAACUCAAGCGACUGUGGCCCUUUUUGCCAAGUCGCUCAAGUUCUGAUGUAACGCCCUCGGGCAUGACGCGCUGCUAUUUAAUUAUUGUCAGGUAAUUGUUUGCUAGCACUAUUUUGCUCUGACUUAUUAUUACGAGUAUUUUUUAUCGUUGAAUAUGACCACUAGACAAUUCGUUGCCGAUUUUAGUGAAUUUUAAACAAACUUGUUAAUAUUGACAUAAUCUUCAAAUAAACAUCGAAAUCCUAAUCGAUUGGAGGAUUUGUGUUUCGAUGUGGACAUCAUGAAAAUAUAAUGAAAUAGUUAACGAUUUUACACAAUCUUAUGCUGUAAAAGCAAUACAGUGUUAGAAAAGGUAGUUUGAAAUUUCCUGGGGUCACUUUACUCAUAAUACUGAACAUAUUUAUAAGAUGGGUUCUCUUGAAUUGAAAUUUCAAACCUACUAUUUCGAUAUUCUGUAUAAUUAUUAUGGAAUCAAGCGGCGUUAAAGUACUAUUAGACUGUUGCUUCUGCCUAUGUUACAUAGGAUUUGUAUUUUAAAUAGGUAUAUGGAAACUUUAAUGUUUAAGAAUGUUAUCCUCUCGUAUAACAGGAAAUCC
This is a messenger RNA of Hyposmocoma kahamanoa, 2977 nucleotides long. RefSeq names its product protein DDI1 homolog 2 (gene rngo). The transcript has 9 exons. Gene Ontology annotation, biological process: proteolysis. Gene Ontology annotation, molecular function: protein binding; aspartic-type endopeptidase activity. NCBI's taxonomy places the organism in Eukaryota, Metazoa, Arthropoda, Insecta, Lepidoptera, Cosmopterigidae. The record is from RefSeq and is a predicted model, not a curated record. The coding region runs from base 1024 to 2427 and encodes 467 amino acids.